Molecule: messenger RNA, 570 nt
Organism: Gamsiella multidivaricata
Lineage: Eukaryota; Fungi; Mortierellomycota; Mortierellomycetes; Mortierellales; Mortierellaceae
Product: dynactin, subunit p25
Exons: 5
Coding region: 1-570 (189 amino acids)
Source: RefSeq, a predicted model, not a curated record
AUGGAUCUCCCUGUCGUCAGAUACAGCAAGUCAGAAUACAUCGAAACGGACACGGGCAACAAAGUCUCGAGGAAGUCCGUUAUUUGCGGCAGUCAGAACAUUAUCCUCGGUGGUAAGACGAUAUUACAGACCGGCAGCGUGAUUCGAGGCGAUCUACGAAGGACGGGACCUGGUCAAGCGGUGGUCGUCUCGGUCGGUCGCUACUGCUUUCUGUCACAAGGCUGCAUUAUCCGUCCACCUUGCAAGACCUAUAAAGGGGCGUUUAGCUACUAUCCUAUGAAAAUCGGCGACCAUGUCAGCAUUGGCGAGGGAUCGAUUGUUCAGGCGGCCUCUAUUGGAUCGUUUGUCCACAUCGGAAAGAACUGUGUUAUUGGAAAGUUUGCGAUCAUCAAGGAAUGCAGCAGGAUUGAGGAUAACACUGUCAUCCCAGCAAACGCAGUCGUACCAUCAUUUGCGAUCUACAGCGGGUCUCCUGGAAGGCUGGUCGAUGAGCUGCCAGAGAGUUUUCAGGAGAUCUUUGAAGCACGGACAAAAGAUCGAUAUGCAAAGUUCAUCCCCAGCACGGAUUGA